UUAACGUCAAAAUAACAAAAAAAAAAACUGCUGAUGCGGUGGAACCGACGAAAAUCUAUCGCAGGGUCUAAUUUUCUAUUGGUUGUGUUUUAUUCUCUCUAGUCAUCCCCAAGAUCGUUUUACUUUGGGGUGGUAUCCAAGUUCUUCAUCAGCAGUGAAAGUGGUCACCGUUUCGGCUCGGCAAAAUGGGCUUUCUAUACAGGGUUCGUGUGCGUGUCAUCAACUGCUUGAUCUUCUUCUUCUUGAUUGUGCUGCUACCGGGCUUGCCCCCGAAAACGACCUUCCCGUUCGAAGGAUUCAGGUUCUCCAAGCCUCGUGAGCUGAAAGGAGCGCUAGAACCUACCAAUCAUCUGGACAACGCGGAGCGACUGUUCGAAGGAAAGAUCUAUGGCCCGGAAGCGUUGCUCGUACAUGGAAAAGAUCUGUUUACCACGAUCCACGGUGGAGAAGUGAUUCGCAUCAAUGGUGAACACAUUACACAUAUCGCCAAGUUCGGCAAACCAUGCGAGCUCUCGUUCGAGGAGGAAACAUGCGGCCGUCCGCUGGGACUUGCUUUCGACACCAAGGGAUCGAACUUGAUCGUUGGCGAUGCCUACUACGGCAUUUGGUUGGUUGACUUGACGACGGGCAACAAGGAGCAGCUCGUUUCCCCCGACACCGUGCUGGAAGGCAAGGGUGCAAACAGGAAAGGAAAGUUCUUCAACAGUGUGGCUGUCGCUCGCAAUGGUGAUAUCUUCUGGACCGACUCGUCGUCCGAUUUCACGCUGCAGGAUGGCGUGUUUACCAUAUUUGCCAAUCCGUCGGGACGUUUGUUCCAGUAUGAUCGUGCUACUGGAAAGAACAAAGUGCUUCUAGAUCGACUGUACUUUGCAAAUGGCGUGGCAUUGAGCCCUAACGAGGACUUCGUGCUGGUGGCGGAAACGAUGGCAUCUCAGAUACGCCGUUACUACCUGACCGGACCGAAGGCGGGCACGGAUGACAUUUUCAUCGACGGUUUGCCAGGUCUAGUCGAUAACCUGGUGGCGGACGCGGAAGGCAUUUGGGCACCACUGAUCCAAGCCGCUGACAACGAGAAUCCAUCGAUCCCACAAAUGCUCUCGAACGUACCGCUGAUUCGAAAGUUCCUGAUCCGUAUGCUGGCGCUCGCUGAGCUGCCGAUGCGGAUGAUCCAUCAGGUGAUGCCCAAUGUACACACGCAGCGCAUCAUUCACGCGAUCGGUCACUUUGAGUCGCUCAUCUUCUUUGCUCCAAACCGUCAAACGUUGGUGAAAAUUAGCUGGAACGGUCGUAUCCUCGGAUCGCUGCACGGCUUCGACGGUAGCGUUGGAAGUGUAUCGCACGUGGCCGAACUGGGAGACUAUCUUUAUCUGGGUUCGCCGUACAACAAGUUCUUGGCACGUGUACCACUGCCAAAGAUGCCAAAGGUGGAAAUACGUGAUGUAAAGUACAAGCCGGCAACGGAAACAACGGCUGCCCCGAAACCAACGACAACUACAACGACUACACCGAAACCAACCACAACGACCACGACUACACCGAAACCGACUACAACGACCACGACUACUACCACUCCAAAACCAACAACGACUACCACCCGGAAACCUGCAACUACUACCACCCCUAAACCGGCGGCGACUACCACCACUACUCCCAAACCAACGACAACCACUCCCAAACCAACGACAACCACUCCCAAACCGACAACGACUACUACUACAACAGAGAAACCUAAAACGACGCCAACGCCAAAAGCUACUACAACCACCCCGAAAGCUACGGAAGCUCCAAAAGCAUCCACCGAAGAGCCAGUAAAAGCGAAGAAAGCCGACAAGAAAACACCGCCACCGGCCAGCUCCAAGGAAACCCCAUCGGAGCCUGCCCCGAUUCACGAAAAAGUUCCCAACGAUACUCCCAAACCGAAGCAGGAGAAAUUGAAGGUGAUAAAGAAGGGCGGUGAGCAGGGAGAGCUAUAAGACUACCUCCACUCACUCACGCACAAACAAACAUCUAAACUAGCUGAUCAAGCAUCAUCACAACCACAAAACAUGCACAACACGCGCAUUCAAUGGCGUGCUGAGCGUUGUCGUAGGCACAUGCCUCCAAGCAAUGCGCAACGAACUAGAACGCAUGCGGGCGUUGGUUCUUAGGAGCCCGAGAGUACGCCCGCCGAAUCCCCCUGGAUAGAGCUUUACAACACGAUCGUUACCGUAACCGUCAACAUAGUCCAAGUGACACGGGAAAAUUAAAGCAAUAUACUUUACCAUCAAACGGAUGAUGGUGUCCAACAGUGUGUGCGUCAGAAGAGGCGAGGGUAGUUUAUCUGUAGGCAGCUAAUGUACAACAUUCUUGUUAAUUUCAUUCCAUGAGUGAGGUAUUUUUUUACUCUUUCAAUCCUCCGGGAUUUUGAUUGCAUCCCAGUAUACUCUAUUUGUGCGUAGGUAGAUAAAUUCAUUCAAAACUAUUCCUUUUUUGAGGUAGUGACCAGUGCGGCCAAAGUGUUCUGACAACGAGUCUAGGCAUUGGUAAGGUGAAUGUUCACAUCCGUCGUUUUUCUCAAGCAGAAAAAUCUGGCAGCGAUAGGUGAUGGUUUAGCAGAUGGUGUAGGAGGGUGAAAAGCGUUAAAGCAAAUGCAUCGCAAAACAAAUUGGUUCAAAAUUCUUUUCAUACUCAUUUUUGUAUAUUUAUUAGGGGUUCAACUUUUGUGAGGAAAAUGCAUAUUUGGUAACUGUUUAAGGUUUAAAUGUAUUCCACUGCGCAUUGAGGGCAUUGAGAAAAUAAACGUUUUUUUGCUUGGGUA
Anopheles coluzzii is the source of this 2797-nucleotide messenger RNA. It is a transcript of the gene Hmu, whose product is annotated as adipocyte plasma membrane-associated protein Hemomucin. Gene Ontology annotation, molecular function: strictosidine synthase activity. The transcript has 4 exons. Gene Ontology annotation, biological process: biosynthetic process. The coding region runs from base 186 to 1973 and encodes 595 amino acids. The record is from RefSeq and is a predicted model, not a curated record. NCBI's taxonomy places the organism in Eukaryota, Metazoa, Arthropoda, Insecta, Diptera, Culicidae.